This is a messenger RNA of Ostreococcus lucimarinus CCE9901, 723 nucleotides long. RefSeq lists its product with no specific name. Lineage: Eukaryota; Viridiplantae; Chlorophyta; Mamiellophyceae; Mamiellales; Bathycoccaceae. The record is from RefSeq and is a predicted model, not a curated record. Bases 1 to 723 code for a protein of 240 amino acids. The transcript has a single exon.
AUGUUCCUGGGCGAGGCCGCGGGACUGCGGGCGCUGCGCGCGACGAACGCGUUCGUCGUGCCGGAGGUGUACGGCGUCGUCGGCGCGCCGGAGGGCGCGCGAGGAUGGCGCUCGGCGAUCGCGAUGGAGUACCUGAACUUCGGCGGUCGAGGAGAUCAGGGCGAGUUCGGGAACGCGCUGGCGACGAUGCACGCGGCGACGCCGAGCCACGAGGAGGCGCGAAAUGGGAAGUUUGGAUUUGAGCGGAAUAACACCAUAGGCGAGACGCCGCAGCCAAACCAGUGGACGGAGUCGUGGUUGGAGUUUUGGCGCGAUAAGCGCUUGAUGCACAUGAUUCGACUCGCGAGAGAUCCCACGCUGACCCAGUUAGCGGAGAAAGUGGUCGAUAAAAGGCUGGCUGAUAUGUUUAGCGCGUGCGGAGAGAUCAAACCGUCGCUCUUGCACGGCGACCUCUGGAGCGGCAACAUAGGAACCGUGGGGAGAAAGCCGAGCGUCUUCGACCCGGCGGUGUAUUACGGCCAUCACGAGGCGGACUUCGGGAUGUCUUGGUGCGCUGGAUUUACGCCCGCGUUUUACGAGGCGUACCACGCGAAAAUCCCAAAGGCGCCCGGUUUCGAAGAACGCGCCAAGAUGUACAAACUUUACCAUUAUUUGAACCACUACGUGAUGUUCGGGGGCGGGUACCAACGCGAAUGCUUGAGCAUACUGAAAGAGCUCGCGUGA